AGCUCGCUUUGUUUUGAGACACCGUCGUGCUUGUGGUUUCCGAGAGAGCUAAAGCGUGAGAGUCAUCGUUAUUUGAUAUCUAAAUAGCCUACAUUGCGUCGCGUCGGUAUGACAGAAACAUUCAGCGUGCGCGAUCACAGGCAGCUGACGCGCUUAUACUGUAUGAAUGGAGGCUAUCACCUUCAGAUCCUCGAGGACAUGACAGUGGCUGGCACGCGAGAGGAAAAUAACUAUAGCGUACUCAGAAUAAAAGCCACAAGUCCAGGAGUGGUGGUUAUUGAAGGAACAGAAGCAGGUCUAUACCUCUCUAUGAAUCAAGAUGGCAAGCUGUAUGGAUCAACAUCAGUAACAGACGAAUGCUACUUUUUGGAAAGAAUGGAGGAAAACCACUACAACACAUAUCAGUCCAACAAGCAUGGUGAGAAAUGGUAUGUCGGAAUUAAAAAGAAUGGAAAAAUGAAACUUGGCCCGAGGACACACAUCGGACAAAAGGCUAUUUUUUUCCUCCCUCGACAAGUUGAACAACCACAGGAGUAAAGCCCACAACCUGCUAGUUACACAAAUGUGAAUUCAAAGUGAUCGUUAAGUCACAUAAGCCUAGUUUAACCCAUACUUAUCCAUAUCACAAAGAAAACCUGCAGACAGCUUGAAAUUAAGAGUAGGACUGUUCACAUUAUAAUUAUAAAAAAUAUAGUUGUAAAAAUCUUUUUUUUUUUUAAAGAGAAUAGCAGAGUCAAAGCUAAUCAAAUCUACUUGAAUCUAAAGUGCAUGCGCAUUUGAUAUUAGUUAAUGCCAUUGAAGGUAAAUGAUUUGCACAAGUAUCACACCUCGCGAGCAAAUUAGUAUAAUUUUUAUAAUCGUUAUAAUAUUGUUAUAAUGUGAAUGGCCCUUAACCCUACAUCCCAAUUUGCAUACUAUCCCUCCUAAAUAUGAUUUAAAAUUAGAAUUAGUAUGUCCCAAAUUGUGGUAUGUUGAAAAAAGUAAGUUUAUCUAUAAAGUUCCCAGAUGAUGAAAAUUCAAAGUGUUAAAGGCGGGGUGCACGAUCUCUGAAGCCAAUGUUAACAUUUGAAAUCACCUAAACAAACACACCCGUACCCCAAUAAAAUCUGGACCUUCUUUUGAUAGACCCGCCCCACACAUACGCAACCCAGGCAACGAUGACGGUUACUACACACGCCCCUUAUUGCUGAUUGGCUACAAGUGUGUUUUGGCACUGGGCCCCGAAUCCCUUUUCCAAAGCAUUCCUCAAAAAUCAUGCACCCCGCCUUUAAGGCCAAUUCACAAUGAUCCAACAAAUGCGUCUGUUCGAGUCUGUUGGCAGUUGUUGGAUUGAAUUAACAAAAUUAAAUAAAUGAUGCGUCACUGAAUAAUAAAUGAAACCAUACAUAACUUCACAAAUAAUGAAGGAAGACAUUUCUAAUUGCAAAGAUAAAUUGUAUUUUGAUGUUUGUCCCAG
Molecule: messenger RNA, 1456 nt
Organism: Misgurnus anguillicaudatus (oriental weatherfish)
Lineage: Eukaryota; Metazoa; Chordata; Actinopteri; Cypriniformes; Cobitidae
Gene: fgf1a
Product: fibroblast growth factor 1a
Molecular function (GO): growth factor activity
Source: RefSeq, a predicted model, not a curated record